UCAAACAAAGCUGUCAGUGUCGUCUGCGAGAGGUAGCAAUUAAACACAUUCGCAUAUCGUCGGUACUCGAGAGUUUAGUCAAUUGUACAAGCGAAAUGCGUUCAGUUCGAGUGUAAUUCGGUGUUAAAUUAUCAAGAAAGAUGGAGCGACGGUAGUCAUCGCGGAGUUUAAAUCGAAAUUAGGGCACCAAACAUACAGGAAAAUGACGGACAGAGAUCGGUAAAGCAGAGCCCCACACAAACACAUGCGCAGAGCUGUUUGACCCAUGAAACAGAACGAGGACCAGCACAGUUAUUGCUGAUUUGCGUGUGUUUACAGAUAGAAAGUUUUUUCUAGGGUUUGUUUUGAGCCCCCGUUUCAAACAAGUUGCCAGCCGCAAUAAACGGAACCAUGAAUCCAUCAUUUCCAUCGCACCACCAUCAGUCACACUUGUACAAUCUGCUUCCGCCGCAGCUGCAGCAGCACCAUCAUCAGCAAAUUCCGGGACCUCCUCCUCCGCCGCUGCAGCAGAUGGUACCGAUGCCGGUGGACCAUAACAAUUCAGCCAACUCGGCGGCCAAUACGAGCGGAAGUAGCACCGGAAGCAACAGCAGUCACAACGGUAGCUCCAGCACCCUGACCAAGGCCCAGCGCCGGAUGUUGGGCGAAAGCGAGGAAGCUCGCCAAAAGCGACUGGCCAAAAACGCCGAAAGCAAUCGACGGCGAAGACAGAACGAAACCGAGGAGGAGCGUGCCUUGCGUCGAAUGCGAAACGCCAUGCGCCAACGGCUGCGGAGGGCCAUGGAAACACCAGAGCAAACGGCCAUCCGGAAGGCACGACUCGCCCAGCGAAUGCGCGAAAUCCGAGCAAGUGAAUCUCCCGACGAACGAGCGGAACGGAACCGACGGCGGGCCGAGUACGCUCGAAUGUUCCGAAGCGCCAAGCAAAAGAUGAAGGCGGAAGCAAAGAGUGCUUCCGCUCAGGCGACGAACCAAGUCACAAUCAAACAGGAACCAGUUGCAAACUUGGGACAGCAGCAGCAGCAACCGCAACAACACAACAGUCAGGCUCAACAGCCCCAGCAGCAGCAGCAGCACAACCAACAGCCGGAAUCGGCGCGAGAUCAAAACUAUCCUCCCGCUCCGGCUGCCCCCGCGGCCAAGGCCCAUCCCAUCUAUCCGAUCAACUAUUCCGACUUUGGGGCGGCCUUCCCGUCCUUUUUCGGCCACCCACAUCUCAAAAAUGGCCAACAGGCCGGCUACAACGCCGUGUAUCCGCCCCAGCCCUACUAUCCGGACCUGACGGCGCACCCGCACCCGGCCCAGAACCAUCCCGCGGCGGGGGCGACGUCGUCCGGAUCGACGUCGAAAGGCGCUUCGCAAAAGAUCUGAUCUGGUUAUCAUUUUAGGUGUAUGACUCUCAAUAAACAAGCUUUAUAAGGAAAUUCGCGGAAGGAG
This is a messenger RNA of Culex quinquefasciatus (southern house mosquito), 1437 nucleotides long. Its product is annotated as putative mediator of RNA polymerase II transcription subunit 26. The record is from RefSeq and is a predicted model, not a curated record. Bases 391 to 1371 code for a protein of 326 amino acids. The transcript has 2 exons. NCBI's taxonomy places the organism in Eukaryota, Metazoa, Arthropoda, Insecta, Diptera, Culicidae.